CGGGGUCUUAGCGUCGUAGCUGCAUGGCGGACGGCGCAAACUCUGCACGCAUUCUACUGAAGAAGGAACUGCAUGCAUAUUGGAGAGAGCUGUUCGUCUGGAAACUAAACGCAUGUGCCUUAACUGCCUUCAAAAGAGCUCCGCAAUUCUAUACGCAUAAAUAGAGAUGGCAGACGGAGUCAGUCAGUUUGACUCAAGCCAUCGUAGGUAACGUUGUCGGCGGAGAAUCCGUUCAUGAAUUGAAAAACGGAGAACACUUCCCUGGUGAGGCAGCGUUAGUCCCCCGUGUGUCUCUACGGAUAGCCGUACAAUCUUCCCGCGGAUUCUAUACCGUUUUCUGGAUCAAGCAGGAAUUUGUGAUUGUUGUCCCUUCGUCUUGAUGAGGUUCAUCCCAAACGGUGAAGCAUACAUCCAGGAGGGUCGUCGCAUCUGGGGGGUUGACUGGCGGUGAGAAGAGAAUGAUGCAUUUGAUUCAGAAGAAAUGUCCGGGGUUCCCCCCCGGUUUCCAGCUCCCCUGUCGACUGAAGGCGAGACGUGGGCGGCUAUUCCGUCAUGAGUCGUGCACAAUGCUGUUCUCGGUUGCACUGUGCCUGACGGCUCUUGCGUCCUUCGUUCCUUUCGAGUGCUCUACACGUCGGAUGCGCACAGCAUGGGCGAACUCCGUUCUGGGUCUUGAGACGGAUCCUGAAAGGGGUGGUACGUACAGCGGUGCUACAGAAAGAGACGGCGGUGCUACAGGAGUAAAUGACACAUCUCUCGACAUGGUGCGUGAUACAAAUGCCGAAACACCAUUGGGAGAACGGAGCAAACGUCCAAGCGUCGCCGCGCGUCUUUCAAAGGUACAACUCUCCGGACAACGUCGUCGAAUAGUGGCUUCUGGAAUCCUUGCAAGCGUCGUGCUUGCUGUCCUCCUCGGCACCAUCUUUCUCAACUCGGGCAGAAAUUUGCGUAAAGCAACUACGCCAGCUUCAAGCGCGGCACUGCAGGUAAGCACCACCGGCUUGCAGAAGCGAGUCUGUUUUGCCGAUUCAGAAGGAGACAUGAUUGAAUCACUUUUCCGGAGGACCUCUUGUUCUUCUGUCCUUGGCGAUAUGAAGCGAGAGAGAUUUCGCCGGUUAGGGCUCGGCGAGAAUUGA
Toxoplasma gondii ME49 is the source of this 1136-nucleotide messenger RNA. Its product is annotated as Toxoplasma gondii family C protein. Lineage: Eukaryota; Apicomplexa; Conoidasida; Eucoccidiorida; Sarcocystidae. The transcript has 4 exons. The record is from RefSeq and is a predicted model, not a curated record. The coding region runs from base 459 to 1136 and encodes 225 amino acids.